UGAGAAUAAAAGCACAGCUGGGACAACCCCUCAGUAUCCAGUCAUGAUGGCUUUCUUUUGGUAUUGUGGGCUACUUCUCUGGUUGGUGGCUGUUGGUUUGGCUGCUGCAGAUUUGAAACUGGACUGUGGGCCGGACUACGUGACCCUGGUUUGGUCAGACAGCAGAUCCCAGGCUGAUACGUCGCUGUUUCGUCUUGGUAGCUGUUUCCCCACCACUUUUACGCCACAGGAGGUGGUCUUCAAUGUGGAACUUGACAACUGCAACUUCAGGAGGCUGGUUUCUGGCAACGAACUGAACUACACAAAUGACCUGUUCUACAUGUCAUCUCCUCACUCUUAUGUGCUUCCUUUUACUCUUCCAGUGGUCUGUUCAUAUCAAAGGCCCAAAGACUGGUACCCAAUACUCUAUGAUCCAGUGUCCUCUACAUAUGGAGUCGAAGACUUAGUAUUUCAUAUUGAACUCAUGAAUGCUGACUUUUCAGGCCCUGCUGAAACGUCUACCUUUCCCCUGGGUUCCAUGAUCCCCAUCAUGGCUAGUGUGGAGGCAGUAGCCCAUCAACCUUUGCUGCUUCUACUUGACGAAUGUGUUGCCGCAACCACAUCAGACCUCGAGAUUGCUGUUGACACUUACACCAUAAUCACCAAUAAGGGGUGUCUUGUAGACAGUAAAAUCACUCGCUCAAAAUUUGAACAAAGACAGAAGGCCUCAGAACUCCAGCUAUCACUUCAGGCAUUUAGGUUUGGGCUUGGACAAGAGGUAUACAUCCACUGCACCAUGUUUGCUUGGGAUCCCAAUGGUCUUGACAGCACCAAGAAGGCCUGUCAUUAUGUGAAGGAUCACGGUUGGGAGUUACUGGAUAACCCUGUGUAUAGUAGCAUAUGUGACUGCUGUGAUGCCUCCUGCAAGACCAGGAGAGCAAGAAGCCCUGGAGCAGGUAAUGGCUUGUUCCAGAACGCGGUGAUUGGCCCACUUACCAUUACUGACGUGGCUUAACAUGUGAUGCUCUGGCUGGAACUUCUGGAGAGUCCUUGAAGGAAUGUGGAAUAUAUAAAUGCUUUACAAAUGA
Gambusia affinis (western mosquitofish) is the source of this 1067-nucleotide messenger RNA. Its product is annotated as zona pellucida sperm-binding protein 3-like. Bases 44 to 994 code for a protein of 316 amino acids. Gene Ontology annotation, molecular function: acrosin binding. The record is from RefSeq and is a predicted model, not a curated record. The transcript is spliced from 9 exons. Lineage: Eukaryota; Metazoa; Chordata; Actinopteri; Cyprinodontiformes; Poeciliidae. Gene Ontology annotation, biological process: egg coat formation; positive regulation of acrosome reaction; binding of sperm to zona pellucida. Gene Ontology annotation, cellular component: extracellular matrix.